Messenger RNA from Aspergillus pseudoviridinutans, 1470 nucleotides. Its product is annotated as putative MFS transporter. The record is from RefSeq and is a predicted model, not a curated record. Bases 1 to 1470 code for a protein of 489 amino acids. Lineage: Eukaryota; Fungi; Ascomycota; Eurotiomycetes; Eurotiales; Aspergillaceae. The transcript has 4 exons. Gene Ontology annotation, molecular function: transmembrane transporter activity. Gene Ontology annotation, cellular component: membrane. Gene Ontology annotation, biological process: transmembrane transport.
AUGUUGUACGAGACCAGGGACGAUGAAUGCGAGGAAACCCCCUUGCUAGGCCAUGACCACGCAUCAGAGUCCCGCCGCUCCACCCACGCACGAUGGAUCCUCAUCGUCGUAAGCUUGGGCAUCUGCGCAAUAAACUUUGGCUUUUAUCUGGCGAUGGCCCCGCAGAUCCAAAUAUUCGAGUCAAUCAUCUGCCGGAAACUGCACCCGGAAAUCGCACUUCUUACCACCCAGGAGCAGAUUGAUGCCAGAUGCAAGGCCCCCGAUGUGCAGGGUGAGCUUGCGCUUGUCAAUGGCUGGAAGGAGACGCUCGAUACGCUGCCGGGGAUUUUUCUAGCGCUUCCCUUUGGUCUGAUGGCCGAUCAAGCGGGAAGGAGGAUGGUGCUGAGGUUGAGUUUGCUUGGCUUGAUUGUGGAAGAGGUGAUGGUGCGGAUAAUAGCAUGGUACAGCACGUUUCUUCCCCUGCGGACAGUGUGGUUCAUGUCGUUAUUCCAGAUCUGCGGUGGUGGUACCCCGAUUGCCAGGUCUAUGAUUUUCACGAUGAUCACCGAUGUGUUUCCGGUGGAGAAACGGGCGAAUAUCUUCUUUAUCAUUUAUGCGUCGGGACAGGUAUCUGAGAUUGCCGCAAGCCCUCUGAGUGCCUGGCUGAUGUCCUGGACACCCUGGCUUCCGUAUUUCCUGGGAUUUCUUUUCAUGCUAUGUGGUCUGUGUGCCGCCAUAUGUGUGCCGGAAACGCUGCCCAAAUUGAGCACAUUGAGCGAGACGGGCAGCGAAGACGACGAGGCGGACGAUGACGCUCCACGGACGGUCCGUCAACGUCUUAAAGUUGCCUGGAGUCACGCCAGGCACCAAAUCAUGCAUCACAGCCGGUUCAUCUUCGGCGAACGCAACAUUGUUUUUAUCUCCAUCGCCCUUCUGACGGCCAAUGUGGCUAUCCAGUCGCUCCUGAUCAUGCUACAAUACGUCUCAAAACGCUUCUCAUGGUCCGUGGCAAAGGCGAGCUUCCUCGUCUCCUUGAGAGGAAGCAUGAAUCUUGCCGCUCUACUCCUCAUCCUCCCCGCUCUCUCCAAAGCGCUAGAUAGAUUCCUCCCCCCUAUACGCCGAGACCUGCGCAUCUCCCUCGGCAGCAUCCUCACAAUCGCGGUGGGGCACGUCCUCAUGGCACUAGCUGCCAGCCCUACGGUCUUCGCUGUAGGUCUAUCGAUCUCCUCGCUGGGAGCGGGUUUCUUCCCCGCUCUACGCAGCGUUGCUACGGCGUUGGUGGAUGAGGCCGAGAUAGGCCUCUUGGGGACGACAAUUGCCCUGACGGAGAGUCUUGGUGCAAUUAUCGCGGGGCCGAUGAUGGCAGGCACGUUCAAGUUCAGUAUGACGUUGCACGGCAUAUGGCUUGGUCUUCCAUAUAUGACGGCGACUGGACUCGUCCUGAUAGCUUGUUGCGCGACCUUGGUGAUUAGAGUACCUCGGUUGGUGUAG